This is a messenger RNA of Penicillium argentinense, 873 nucleotides long. RefSeq lists its product as uncharacterized. The record is from RefSeq and is a predicted model, not a curated record. Gene Ontology annotation, molecular function: hydrolase activity. NCBI's taxonomy places the organism in Eukaryota, Fungi, Ascomycota, Eurotiomycetes, Eurotiales, Aspergillaceae. The transcript has a single exon. The coding region runs from base 1 to 873 and encodes 290 amino acids.
AUGUCCUCCUUAAACGACCUCCUCAAAAUCGCCAACCCGAUUCGUGCACACGCAUUGAGUAUCUUCAACGUGACAGCACAUCCAGACGAGGUCUUGCAAAUCCCCUCGCGAGAAGAAGGGCGCUUCAUUCGCAUCCACGCCUACAACACACUGAAUCGCGAUGGUCCCGCUCCAGUCCUCGUCAACUUCCACGGUAGCGGAUUCGUCAACCCUCUCCAUGGCAGCGACGACGAGUUUUGCAAGUUCAUCGCCCAGAACACCGGUUUCGUGGUUCUAGACUUCGCCUAUCGACUUUCUCCAGAAAACCAAUAUCCGGCCGCGGUUCACGACGCCGAAGAUGGGGUCCGCUGGAUCCUUUCACACCCAGAAAAAUUCGACGCUUCUCGAUUAUCUAUCUCGGGCUUCAGUGCGGGGGGAAUCUUGUCUCUUGUGCUCAGCUCAGUCAUUUUCCCGCAGGGGACAUUCAAAAAUGUCCUUGCCUUUUAUCCUCCCACUAAUUCUCUCCAGCCAUCCGCUGAGAAGAUUGCCCCCGAUGCAUCGAAAGAUGCGGUUCCUCCCGAGGUGCUAGAUUCAUUCCUGCGAUGCUAUUUCGCUAACCCCGAAGACGCAAAGAGUGAACUUGCUUCUCCUGCGUUCAUACCGGCAGAAAAGUUUUCGGAUCGUCUUUUGCUCGUUACUGCGGGUUGUGAUCGCCUCUGUCUUGAAGGAGAACUUCUUGGAAAUCGAAUCAAAGAUACCACGACCAAGCAUGUACAGAUGCAUCGAUAUGAUUGUUGCGAACAUGCUUUUGACAAAGCAUAUGAGAAGGGGUCUAUCCAGGAAAGAGCGAAAGACAACAUGUACGAAAGAGCUGCCAGCUUCCUCAUAGAAUGA